CGAAAAGGUUAUGUAACACAAUCGUGCCAGUCGUGGUUCACAUCCAGAAUACAGCUUAGAGGAAUCUUUUGAUUUACCAUCCACAAAAUAUGGCACCGAAAAGAGAAUUUACUUGGAAGGAACUGAGUUCUUUGAAUCAGGAGGACAAUGCUCAUGUUGCUGUUCGCGGAAAGGUGUACGACGUGAGUACGUUUCUCAACCGACAUCCUGGCGGUAAAGAUGUGUUGCUUAUUGGAGCUGGAAGCGAUGUCACCAUUGUGUUCGAAACUUACCACGCUUUCAGUGACUCAGUUUCAAAGGUUAUGGAAAAGUAUUAUGCUGGAGAACUGAUCUCAGAUGAAUUUCCCACCUUUCCUGAACGUGGGCCCUUUUAACAAACUGUGAGGAAGCGUGUUAAGAACUACUUCAAGGAAACAAAUCAGGAUCCUAAGUUCUCAGGGUGGAUGUGGUUACGUUACAUUGGAAUCCCAGCUGUUCUACUUCUUUUGUGGAGUGCACAGAUGUUCUGGCUGUCCCACAGUUUUUUCUUGUCUUGUAUUGCUGCUGCUUUCAUGGGAUGGAUGUGAGCUUUAAUUGGACUGGUGAACAAUCAUGACUCCAGUCACUGUGCUGUGACCAGUCAUCCUACACUCUGGAGAGUUGUUGGUCACGUUCAUGACUUCUUAAAUGGAGCAUCGUUCUACAUUUGGAUUUAUCAGCAUGUUUUUGGUCAUCACCCUUACACUAACAUUGAUGGAAUGGAUCCUGAUAUUGUCACCUCUGAGGAUGAUGAUGAUAUUAGACGGAUUAAAUGGACUCAAAAGUGGGUACCUCGUUACGUGUAUCAACAUGUCUAUGUGCCUCUUGUUUACUGUUUGCUUGGUCUCAAGACAAGGAUCCAGGAUAUUACCAUAUUAUUCUUUACAAAGAAAAAUGGUGUUAUUCGAAUAAAUCCUCCAUCCAGUUCCCAGUUAACUGUAUUUAUUAGCGGCAAGCUGUUCUUCCUUCUGUACAGAGUGAUAAUUCCUUGUUUUUUGCUCUCAAUUUGGAAAGUGAUCGUGCUCUUUAUCAUCGCGGACAUGGUUGCUAGCUAUUGGUUAGCGCUAACCUUCCAAGCAUCCCACGUAGUGAGCGAGGUAGAUUGGGUUGAGCCAGGAAAGGAUGGAAAAAUGACCGAAGACUGGGCUGAGCUGCAGAUACAGACAACGCAAGACUAUGCAACUGACAGCUGGUUUUUCAACGUGUUCACAGGGGCCUUGAACCAUCAGACUACACACCAUCUGUUCCCAGGCGUGAGUCAGAUAUACUAUCCACAGAUUACUCCCAUCGUCCGUGAAACGUGCAAGGAGUUUGGGGUGAGAUACAAUUACAAGGAGACAUUCUUCCAGGCGCUUGGUUCGCAUAUCAACCAUCUCAAGACAUUGGGGCAGGAAAGAGAAAAACCACAAUUUGCUUGAUCCAGGAAGGACUGAUUUUGACGAUGACCACUUGAAAGAGAGUGGAAUGGAAUCCUUAGAAAUUUCAAGAGUUGCACUAUUGUCUUUGCUUUUACCGAAUUCGUCUUAUAGGGAAGUUGUUGCCGUCCUUUUUUCCCAAACUCAACAUUCCUUUCCAUAAUAUCAUUCAAGCCAGCUAACCUUUUUGUAGAAAUUUAGGAACAAAACUCACUUAGAUUCAUUGCUGUUAAAUUUGUCACCUAGAGAUGAACCGGCAAACUGGCUCUGUAUCUUAAGGGGAAGUUCUCUGGGACUUGUUCAGGGAAUUGACAAACCGAGCCACCUUUCUCUUCGAGGGAGGGGUAGAAAAGAGGUGGCCAUAAGCUUCUACAUCUUAAAAAAACGCGUUUUGGCCAAUUUUUUUGCCCGCCCUCAGCACCGGUUAAAGUGGCUUAUCACAGUUUAAAUCCCUUGUGCUUUAAGAAUGAGUUAGUGCUAUCAUUUUCUCACUACAAGUUUCCAUAGCAACUUUUAGGCCUUCAAAAAAUCCUCAAUUGUUUUAUCCCCGACGUUUUGCAGAUUUGAAAAAAGGACAUCUAACUGGGGCUAUAAUGAAAGAGCUAUGAAGGAAAUUUUACCGUUCUAUAAUCCUACCAAAUGAUAUCUCGCUGCCGAGUUAAUGAGUAAUUUCAGGAAAAUUGUACUAAGUAAUGAACACCGAACACUGCAAAAGUCAUUGCCUUCCAAGCAGGUGUGAUGAAGAAAGUACAUGUUACCACAGAGAACCGUUAGGGUAGACACAUCAGUAGAAGACAAAUGUAAGAGGAUAACUACGUGUGUAAGCUAUUUUCGUUUGUGUUUGUUUUCGAUCUGUCCGCUGCUGUUUCAUAAUAGGCUUGACUUAAACGCUGGAGAAAGGAAGAAUUAAGUCGAUGAUGUAUGCUAAGAGUUUGCAGUCAAUUACGGAGAGAUGUUUGGAAUUCUCUACCGUGUGUAAACUUAGUAACAGGAACUCGAAUGAAAAAAUUCUAGUUCUGAGACACAUUGGUAAAGAGCUUAUGUUAAAAGUUUCAUAAAUAAAGGGGGAUGAGUUUCUAAAGAAACUGAGGUGCUACGUUGGCGGGGGAGUGUAUCGAGAUAAUUUAGUUUUAUCAACUGAUUUGAUAAAUGUAAAUAGAGUCCGUCCACUGCUGUCUCGUAGGUUUGCCUUAAGGUUUGAAUGAGGUAGAAAAUAAAAAUGUAAUUUUAUGCAAAAA
Stylophora pistillata is the source of this 2671-nucleotide messenger RNA. RefSeq lists its product as uncharacterized. Gene Ontology annotation, cellular component: membrane. Gene Ontology annotation, molecular function: heme binding; oxidoreductase activity, acting on paired donors, with oxidation of a pair of donors resulting in the reduction of molecular oxygen to two molecules of water. NCBI's taxonomy places the organism in Eukaryota, Metazoa, Cnidaria, Anthozoa, Scleractinia, Pocilloporidae. The record is from RefSeq and is a predicted model, not a curated record. Gene Ontology annotation, biological process: lipid metabolic process.